Symsagittifera roscoffensis is the source of this 3430-nucleotide messenger RNA. RefSeq lists its product as uncharacterized. Gene Ontology annotation, biological process: signal transduction; regulation of GTPase activity. Bases 131 to 3247 code for a protein of 1038 amino acids. Lineage: Eukaryota; Metazoa; Xenacoelomorpha; Acoela; Convolutidae. The record is from RefSeq and is a predicted model, not a curated record. Gene Ontology annotation, cellular component: cytoplasm. Gene Ontology annotation, molecular function: protein binding. The transcript is spliced from 15 exons.
UACAUUUUGUCCUGUUCACGCUGGUGUGAUAACAUUGCAAUGAUUUGGCCAUUUUACACGGUUAGUUGCAAACUGAAAAAUAGCGAGCGAACGAAGGAGACUUGCAAUUAGUUACGGCAACCUGUGGCAAAUGGAUACGUUUUACGUAGCCCUGUACCCCUACAGCUACUGUCCACAAGAGGGGAAUGAAGUAUCUUUCGAGAGUGGGGAUGUGUUUCUGCUGAAGGACAAUUCAAAUGCUGAGUGGUCGCUAGUCUCACCAGUGACAAAUGAACAGAAUGAGUUCUAUGUUCCAGCUAACUACAUUCAACCUAUGGCCUCAUACAAUGAAGAUCAGAGGCAAGAGGGUUAUGGAAAUGAGGAUGAAAACGUGACCCCAGUGAAUGGGAGUGAGUUCCUGGACAACAAAUUAUUCGCGGGGCAGUGGCCGCAGACAAAGUUAGAAAACACGGACUCAGGGACAAGUAGGAAACAAUGCCACCCAGAGGGAGACGUGGGGGGAAAAAGUGGGAGGGGUAAGGGGGAAGAGCAUUUGAGUAUAGACAGUGCUCUGGAUGGGGGCAGUUGCGACAGUCUCUCCACCGAUAGUGACCUGUCUCCCAAUAAACACAAACACGCGGACUCUGGCGCAGAUUCGAUCGAAUCUGUCUCCAAUCUACCAACUGAAACAGUAGUCGUAGUCGACUCAAACCACAAUGAUACACUUGCGUCUCCCCGUACCCAGCUGCAGCUGCCCAAGCCUACAGUGCUUCGAUCACAGCUCUACUCUGAAAGCAGGAACAGCUGCAGCUACCCCCCUGCUCUUCAUUCCCAAACUGGCUGUGACUUCUCAGAUGGAGGAGUAGAGGUGGGAAACAAGUGUGACGUCAUUAUUAGACCAAGCACCUUCAUGCAGCCAGAGAGUUGCAGCUCUGCUUCCCACAUAUUACAGGAGUGCACUGACUCAGACGAAGCUCCACGCCCGAAACCACGAACCUUGUCCCUCGUGAAUGAAUCAACGACACGAAAAGACAGUCGGUGUACUUCAUCGUCACUAUCCCAGUCACGGAAGAAAGUCAGUCUGAGAGAGAGACUGUCGGGCACCAUUUCACACUCCAAGGCCCGAUCAGGAGCCGAUAUAUUAGAAGAGGCAAUGCGUGCAAACAGGACAGCCUCAGGAGGAGCGUCCGUUGUUGAAAGAAGCUCAUUUCGGAAGUCUCUAGAUGACUUGAUUACUCCGGAACGGCUCCACGGCACUGACAUGGAUCCAGCUGGAGUCGCAAGCAUUCGCAACGGGAACCAGUACCAAUCUCAUACAAACAUGAUGUCCUCAAAUUUUUCCAUUGCAACUACCACGGCUGCAGCGGCUUCAAUGGACUGUCUGUUUACUGACGACGAGGAAGCAGAGGAGUUUAAAUGCAACCCACACGAGCACCACCUAUAUUCGGACUCGGUCGCAGUCAUGCUGCGCUCAGGCAGUCUGGGCUGCUUCGCCACUCCACACGCGAGCUCAAACACGCCAUACGCAUUCUUUGAUAAAUUAGAGAAAGGAGAUCUGCAUGACUUCCCUCUUAACCCUGGGUCUAAGACCGUAGACCCUACUGUUGUCCCUCAAACUGAGAAAAAAAACAAUGAAAAAAGAGUGGGUAAUGAUGUGUUGCGGGAAGGUGUAUUAUACAAGAAGGUUGAGACUGAGCACUCCUCGAGAUCCCUCCUCUCCUGGUCUGGACUCAGGCAGCAACAGGGCAAGUGUUUCGUACAACUCACAGAAAGGGCACUCUUGUUCUUCAAGGACAGAAAACAUGCUCAGACACAACAGAACAGUUAUUCUUCCCAAGCAUCUGCUGGAGGCAGUGGCGUGGCCCAGAGUAGGCCUGAGCACAGCUUCGAGUUGUUCGCCUCCAACAUCGAGUGGCGAAGGGGCAAAAAGAAUACGUUCCAGUUGUGGUGCGACUUCAUGCCACAGAACAAGGUGCUACUGAAAUCUUCCAAUCCGUACGACGCUGUACAAUGGUAUGAUGCCAUCAACACAGCCAUUGUGAAUCUGAAGACAGGCGUGACCAAGAUGGAAAACGACUUCGACCAGGCAUCUUUAAUGACUGCUGCGAUAGAGGGCAGCUCAAGUGGCACUCUGAAUCGCUCUGAUUUGGCCAACGGGCAACAGCGCUACAAAAAAAACUAUUCCGGAAACUUCUUUUCCGGACCGGACAAAGUUGUCAACAGGAAAAGCUAUCGCACGCAGGAGUCAACAUCUAGUCUAGCCAGCAGCGGGGGCUCCCAGACUACUCUAGGGUCAGUUGGGGGAAUGCGCAACUGUCUGGCUCAACUUCUCAAGUCAAGGCCAUCUGUGGAUGCUCUAAAGAAGAAGGGAAUUCUCAAGUCAGCUCCUGUAUUUGGCUGUCUGCUGGAGGUGCGCAGCGAGAGUGAGAAGCGAAUGGUGCCUGAGUUUGUGAUCAAUGGCACUCGCGAGGUGGAGAGGAGAGGAGUGGACAUUGAGGGCAUCUACAGACUAUGUGGGAACAUGGCUGAGAUACAGAAGCUGCGCUUCGAAGUCGACAAGAACUCUAGCUACAGUCUGUCCCAAGUGCAGGACAUCCAUGUGAUCACAGGUGCUCUGAAGAUGUACUUUCGGGAAUUGCCCGAGUCUCUAUUCCCAUCUGGGUCCUACACCACCCUCGCUCAAGCAUUCACGAGUGGGAAGGAAACGGAUGAGUUGAUUGAUACAGUGCGUGGAAUCAUACAGACCUUCUCCUUCACACAUCAGGCUACCCUCCUACACCUGUUCACACAUCUAUCACUUGUUGUGGAGAGACAGCACAUGAACAAGAUGGACAGCACCAAUGUAGCCAUAGUGUUCGGACCCAACCUCAUCUUCCCCCCGGACCACAUCUCAAUGGCAGCCAGUGUUGCCACCACCAACUCCAUCAUGCUCUUCACCCUCACCCACCUGCCCCUAAUAUUCCCCCCACACCACCCACGUACAGACACUCUCCUCAAAGGAGCCACCAACUCACCACGCCUCCUUAACUCGCUCCAACACAGCAAGGGACAUAGCAGACCCGGCAGCAGCAACAACAACUACUAUUCUAGCAACAUCAGCAACGACCCAAGUCCCACUAGUGAGUUGACGAGAAUCUCGGGAGGAGGAGUGAGCAGCAGUCCAUCCAGCAGAGUCUCGUCUCUUCAUCUCUUGGGCUCUUCUUCUCCCUGGAACCAGUCCCCACUUCCAUCGCCUUCUCAAGAUCCAUCACCUGGAUCUUUAGUGUAGAUAGAAAUUUAGAGACAAUACAAAGUACACAAAAUAGAAAUUAGAACAAUGGCUCAAGAAGCUAGAUUUUGCACAUAAAAUUCAAAUGGAUACAGACUUAGCAGAUCGCGUAUUUGCGUCUCAAAAUCAUAUAAGAUGUACUUUGUGAGGAUUUGUCAACUUAUUUGAAUUAAGUGUCAAUGA